UAUGGAAUGACAGAAAUUGUGGUCCUCAGCCACAUUACACCGCUUGGCCUUCUCGAUGACAAACACUUGGGAAGCUGCGGAAAACUUCUUCCAGGCUUUGAAGCCAAAGAGGGAAACAAUAUAAACGAACCGAACAAAACUGGCGAACUCUACAUAAAAUCUCCCACUGUAAUGCUUGGAUAUUUCAACAUGAGCUCUGAAGACGAGAAUGUCAUAGAUGAGAAAGGGUGGUUGAGAACUGGAGACCUCAUGUACUAUGAUGAUGAUAGGUUUUACUACGUAGUGGGUCGAGUGAAGGAUCUUAUAAAAGUUAAUGGUAUUCAAGUCUCGCCGUCGGAGCUGGAGGACGUGAUCCUGACGCACCCAUCGGUCAAAGAAGUCGCAGUGAUUGGCAUUGAUCAUCCUGAGAGCGGUCAAGUUCCAAAAGCCUUAGUUGUACUUGAAGAUGGAGCUGACCAACAAUCGAUCAGCUUGAAAAUAAAAGCUCUAGUCAUUCAGAAACUUUCUCAUACGAAACAAUUGCGUGGUGGUGUUCAAAUCUGUGCAGAACUACCAAGAACUAGCACUGGUAAAAUUAAGCGAAGCGAGUUACGUAAAAUUGUGACCUCCUAA
Molecule: messenger RNA, 612 nt
Organism: Cylicostephanus goldi
Lineage: Eukaryota; Metazoa; Nematoda; Chromadorea; Rhabditida; Strongylidae
Source: the annotation of a GenBank genome assembly